AUGUCUAGGCUUCAGCGAUUAAUGUAUCCCCCUGGAAUUGGAUACCGUAAUGAGACUGGCGGUUUGAUGGAGUGCCUUAGAAAACUGGAUAUCAAUAAAAUACGACAAUAUCAUCGUGACUAUUAUCGACCUGAUAAUCUUUCUUUGGUAAUCGUUGGUAAAGUCAUGCAAGAAAACUUGUUGCGCGCUCUUCAGUCGUUGGAUGAAAGGAUUGCGUCGAAAGGACCAUUGCCUCCAAUCAAGAGACCUUGGGUCGAGUCACCAGCCGUCCCGCCACUUGAAAAAUCAGUGGUGCAGGUGGUAGAAUUCCCGGACGAAGGCGAAAGUAUGGGCGAGAUUUUGAUUGGAUGGCAAGGGCCUAAGAUCAAUGAAUUUCUCGAUUUGACGGCUUUGGAGAUGAUUCACAAUUACCUUUCAGACUCUGCAAUUUCUGUGCUUCAAAAGGAAUUUGUGGAAAUCGAGGAACCUCUUUGUACAGAAAUCAGCUUCCAGAUAAGUCAUCAUAUUCGCACACAAAUUUAUGUCGACUUCUCGAGUGUACCAACCGAAGAAUUGGAAAAUCUCUCCUCACGGAUUUUCCUAGUAUUGGAGCGCGUUGCGAAAGAAGGGUUUGAUAUGAAUCGGAUGAAAAAUGUGAUACGUCGAGAAAAAUUGAAGACAUUGAAUUAUGUCGAAACUAAUCCUUCGACUGGAUUCGCAAUGAUUUGUAUAAACGAUUCCAUAUACGGAAAACCAAAUGCCGAGGAACUUGAGGAAGCGUUCAAAGAACUUGAAUAUUUCGAUCAAAUGGAUAAAUUCACGAAUGAGCAAUGGGUUGGAUAUUUGAAAAAAAAAUUAGCUGAAGAUGAAACACAACGUGUCGAAAAACAACGUGAGGAAUUGGGUCCAGAGAAAUUAAAAGAAUUGGACAUGUUACUUAAUGAAGCAAUGGAGAAAAACGAGACUCCUGCACCUCCUGAGUUAAUUGAAAAUUUCCCUAUCCCGAAUGUUGAUAACAUUCCACUCAUUAAAGUUACGUUUGGCCGAAAUCCUCCUGAUCCCCGAUUCCAAAAUCCUGUUCAAGAACACUUAGACAAAGAUGCAAAAGCAACAAUUCCAUACUUUAUUCAGUAUGACCACAUCCGCUCCUCUUUCAUCAAAGUCUCGAUCUACGUCACCACAGCGGCAAUCCCACCUAAUCUUCGACUAUAUCUUGAAUUAUAUCUCAAUUCGUUCUACUCGUUACCAAUAGUCCGACCGGACGGCACCCGAUUAACAUACGAAGAGGUUACCAAGGAAUUGAAUGAAAAUACCAUAUUAUACGAUUACUGCAUUGGUGCUGGUGGCUCUUUUCAGGAUUUGGCGUGCUUUGUUCUUAAAGUGGAGGCAAAUAAAUAUGCAAAAGCAAUUGAAUUUUUACGUGAUUUACUCUGGCAUACGGAAUUCGCGUUAGAUCGUAUCAAAAAUAUUGCCACGAAGCUGCUAAAUGACAUUCCAUCAAGUAAACGAGAUGGAAAUACGAUGGCAAACACAGUUCUCCGAACAAUAAUUUUCGACCCAAUCAAAUCAAAUCAAUAUGCACUCAACGUAUUGCGUCAAGAAAAAUUCUUGACUGCGCUUCUUAAACAGCUUGACGAGAGCCCGGAGAAAGUGGUGCAGGAUUUGAUGCAGCUUAGGGAGAUUCUUACCCAGCCUGAAAACUUUAGGAUAGAUGUUGUUGGCGACAUAUUGAAACUUGAGAAUCCAAAAAGCACAUGGAUUGAACAUUUUAAGAUUCAAUCUUCAAAUUCACUAGAACCUGUGCGCUUGGCACAAGAAGUAUUGACCGAGUAUGGCAAAAAUCCGGGCAAUAAGGGAUACAUUGUCAGUCUUCCUGCGAUCGAAGGUUCUCACUCUAUACACGUAGCCAAAGGCAUAACUGAAUUCGAUUCACCGGAUGUGGCUCCUCUUCUUGUACUUUGUACAUUUUUAGAUUCAAUGGAAGGUUUCUUUUGGCGGACAAUUCGAGGACAGGGAUUUGCUUAUGGUUUUGGGGUACGAGCUUCAGUGGAAACUGGGUUGGUUUACUUCUACUUAUAUCGGUCACCAGAUGUUUCCAAGGCUUUUGAUCAAGCAAGACAACUUAUCAAUGAUUUGGUUCAAAAAAAGACUGAUUUUGAUCGUGCUAAUCUCGAAGGCGCACAAAGCGCUGUUAUUUAUUCGAUAAUAUCGGAGGAGAAAUCGAUGGCUCAAGCGGCUGCUAAACUAUUUAUUACCACGGUGCUCAAGAACUUGCCUCCUAAUUAUACUCAAGAGCUUAUCAAAAAAGUCAAGGCCGUAACAAUCGAAGACUUACACGUAAUGCUAAAUAAAUAUCUCGCAAAUCUAUUUUUGGUCGAGACUUCAAAUGUGGUGGUCGUAUCUUCCCCCACAAAAGUAAAGGACAUUCAAGAAGGUUUCGUCAAACAUGGUUUCAAGUUGGAAGAAAAAGCUUUAGAUUCGUUUAUCGUAGAAAAUUAA
Molecule: messenger RNA, 2478 nt
Organism: Ambispora leptoticha
Lineage: Eukaryota; Fungi; Glomeromycota; Glomeromycetes; Archaeosporales; Ambisporaceae
Source: the annotation of a GenBank genome assembly